AUGGAAGGAAACCAUUUACAUCGAUACUCAAAAGUGCUCGAAGGUCAUCUUGGUACAGCAAGGUCAAGGAUUUUGCCAACAUGUCCAAGAGUCAUCUAUGCAGCAAGUCACCCAAUAAAUAAGUCAGCUCCAUCAAAUCUUUUCCAGCAGCAGAAGCUGCUCUCCAUUGGACUAGACGAGUCAGUGCCCCUGGGGAGAAGACACGUGGAAGAGGAUUUAAUUGAAUCAUUGGAGGCCAAGGAGAACUUUGGCAAUGGCGCGGCCCCUCACAUCCAAGGGGGAGGAGGGGCCAUGCAAGACAUUGACUCUAACAGUGUGUUCCCAGUGCUGGCCUUUAUAGGCACUGGCCUCGUACUGUUGUUUCUGCUCAAUCAGUACUACAGGGGGCGCUCUAAGCCUCGGAGGAAAAAGCCCCGAUUAAAAAAGUUUCCCACAAUGUUGUAUGGGACAAAGGGACCAAGUGUUUAACAGAAGUUACUCCUAGAUGCCAAAGAUAUUCAGAGGAAUCCCAUUAAUCUUCAUAUCAGAUGUAUAUUAUUCCUUCUCUUCAAAUCUUUAAAACAAUAAAGAAAAUAGAUAUUUAGUACCUCUACAAUGGAAAGAAUUUUCUUUUUAUUGUUACAUAAUACAUGUUUAUAACAUUUUGAAGUCUUGAAAAAAGAUGGUCUAUUUAAUAAUUAUGCAUGUUAAAGAGGCUUUAAGUUGUGAAAUUGAUGUUUACCAAUUUUCUAUCAAAAUCAGUUUCAAAGGAAUGUAUAAUAAUGACCAAUGUAAAACUUUAAGUUUGUACAAAAACAAAAAAAUUAGAUGUAAAUAUUACAUUGAAUAGAUACUUUUAUACUGUAAAGAAAUACAUGUACAUAAGGAUUAAGUUUUGAACCCUCUGAGAAAAGCAUGGCUAAUGCCUCUUUUAGUGAUUCUAAUAUAAACCUUAAUGUAGUUAUUAAUUCACCGUUACAAUAGAUUACAUACAGUUAUAUUUUUUGAAAUGUUUGAUACUGAUGGAACUGUUUUGAUCUUGUUUCAAAUCUGUACCUCUGUUACUAUGUUUUAGUGAGUGUGUGCUUGUGCUUGUGUUUGUUCAUGUGUGUGAGAGUGGGUACCUAAUGGUAUAUGUAUCAUUCCAUUGUAGGCUAAGAGUGUGUGGAAAAAAGCAUACAUGUACAUGAGUGAGUCAUUCAAGAAUGUUUGUUUCUAUGAUUAAUUGUUGAAAUAUGGUAUUAAUAGAUAAACUAGUCAAACAUUUUAUAUUACAUGUAUCUGCAUACAAUUUAUACCAUUUACAAUUAUUUAGUAUUCUUGAAAAUAGUGCAUUUUUAUAUCAGCUUAAUUUUUUUUUAUAAUCUUUGUAUAAAUAAUUGCUGGAAUGUGAUUUUGCCAUCAACCAUUUUCAUACUACUUUCAGUCUUUCAUAUUUCCAUGUACAAUGAUACAGUGCACUGAAAUUUAUAC
Saccostrea cuccullata (small rock oyster) is the source of this 1452-nucleotide messenger RNA. Its product is annotated as membrane-bound transcription factor site-1 protease-like. The transcript has 3 exons. Bases 1 to 468 code for a protein of 155 amino acids. The record is from RefSeq and is a predicted model, not a curated record. NCBI's taxonomy places the organism in Eukaryota, Metazoa, Mollusca, Bivalvia, Ostreida, Ostreidae.